This is a messenger RNA of Aureobasidium namibiae CBS 147.97, 2061 nucleotides long. Its product is annotated as YL1-domain-containing protein. The transcript is spliced from 2 exons. NCBI's taxonomy places the organism in Eukaryota, Fungi, Ascomycota, Dothideomycetes, Dothideales, Saccotheciaceae. The record is from RefSeq and is a predicted model, not a curated record. Gene Ontology annotation, cellular component: nucleus. The coding region runs from base 1 to 2061 and encodes 686 amino acids. Gene Ontology annotation, molecular function: ATP-dependent H2AZ histone chaperone activity. Gene Ontology annotation, biological process: chromatin remodeling; regulation of DNA-templated transcription.
AUGUCGCAAGACCCUGAAGAUGAGGUUCCCGCUGAAGAGCUCCUGGUCCAUGGCCGCGCAAAGAGAGCCACCGCGGGCAACCGCAUGCACUUUCUCAUGCAACAUCUCGAAGACGAAGACGUCCGCAACGACCUGCUACAAGAAGAUGAAACAGACCAGAUAGACUACCAACUCUCCGACACCGAAGAUGUCGCCUUUGGAUCCAGUGACGACUCGGACGAUGAAGGCCCGCCACGCGAAGGUCAGGACGAAGACCUACAAGGAGAGAAAGAGUUGCAAAAGACCGAACGCCAGGAAGCCCGCAAGAAGAAGCGCAAGGCCGCCGAUUUCGCCAAUAUGCCUCUCAAUCCUCUGAUGAAACGCCAAAGACUCGCUGCUACCAACUCGCUGCUUGCUCCCCGUCCGCGCAAAAAAUCCGAACGCAUCUCCUGGCUACCUACCCUCGACGAUGCCCCGACGCGCCAGUCGCGUCGUCGCCAGACUGUUGCCAACAAGGAACAGACAGAGGCCAAGCUGAAAGAGAGUCAGAAGCGCUCGGAAAAGGCUCACGAAUUGAUCAAGAUCGCUGCCGAGAAGAAGGCUGCUUCGGCCGUGCCCGCCCUCACCCAGGAAGACCGCAUGAAGAGAGCUUUGAAGGUCGAGAAAGAGAAUAGCAGGACACUCAAUCGCUGGGAGAAGGCCGAAGAAGAACGACAACUUGCUCAACAGAGGAGGCUUGAAGCCUUGCGCGACAGACAACUCGAGGGUCCUGUCUUCAGGUACUGGAGUGGCUCUGUCAUGUGGGAAGGAGAGAAGAUCAAGGUCAAGCGUGUCCACCAACCGAGGAUUGAAGCUGUCAUCGAGACCAAACCGGAUCCUCCUGCCGAAAAAUCGUCAACCGAGACACUCCCUCAAACCACUGCCACCGAAGGCGACAAGACGCCCACUGCGAACGAUUCCCAGAAGGUCAAGUCUGCGCAGGAGUCAGAGGCUCAGCAACCCGAAGACACAGUCAUGGUAGACGCAACAAACGAACUCACGCCUGCUGGAGUACCAAGCCAAGAAGAGAAGGAACCUCUAAAUACAGCAAAGGACGAAGGCACGUCACCAAAAGCCACCAGCAAAACAGCCGAGACUGCAGAGCCGGCUAUAGCAGAGGUCGCCGAAGCGAAUGUGCCAGAGGCUACCAAAGAAACAGCAGCUGAGCAGGAUCCGGCGGAGAAUAGCACAGCUGAAGACAAACCAUCCGAACUAGAUCAGGCUCAACCGACUUCUGGCCUUGGAGCGAAAUCACAAUCAUUCUUGGAUGGGAUCCAUUACUGGGCUUCGCAGUCGCCAGAAGCCACUGCACAAAAGAAUAAGGCUUCUGCGUCACAGACUCCGGCACCGGCACCGGCACCAGCGCCAGCACCAGCUUCCGAAGGACAAACAGCAGAGACAGCACCCGUCCAGACACAAUCUACAGAACCAAAAACGGCAGAUCAGCCUCCUCCAGCGCCACCAACUGAUCCCACACAACAAACGCCAACACCAUUCGACGUAUUUCCCCAAGUCCAACCAGAAGCCACACCUGCGCCUCCAUCCAUGCCCCUCGUCCGCGAACAAGCCCAACGCACCCUCAUAAUCCUCGAAGCUUUUCCAGAACUCGAACUCGCGCCCCCGGUCGCCCCCUCCAACAAAAAGUCGACCAGCGCAUCAACCAUCCUCUCCUCAGUCUUGAUUCCCGACGCUCUACCAUCUCUCACCCCGCAAGAAUCCAAAUACCUCUCCUCCAAGUCAGCGAAAAAGAAAGAAUUCUUGCCUCCACCACCUCCCAAGCCUGUUUGCGCGAUUACAGCCAAACCUGCUCACUACAAAGAUCCCAAAACGGGAAUGCCGUAUCAAGGGUUGGAAGCGUAUAAAGCUCUACAGAGAGUGAGUGCAGGAGGAUGUAGGUGGGGAGGCCAGGGGUGGGAUUGCUGGAUGGGAAUUUUGGGGCAGGGAGUUAUGGGACGGGUCGCUAGAGGUGUGCCCGAGUGUUUCGUUACGGGGAAGGUUGUGAGGAAGGGUUGUGAGGAAGGAGAAGGAGAAGAAAGAGGGUAA